Messenger RNA from Hippopotamus amphibius kiboko, 1092 nucleotides. Its product is annotated as 5'-AMP-activated protein kinase subunit gamma-1-like. The transcript has a single exon. NCBI's taxonomy places the organism in Eukaryota, Metazoa, Chordata, Mammalia, Artiodactyla, Hippopotamidae. The coding region runs from base 32 to 1024 and encodes 330 amino acids. The record is from RefSeq and is a predicted model, not a curated record.
AAGCUAAGGAACCCAGCCGGCGUCUCUCGCGAUGGAGGCGGUGACUUCUUCAGAUAGCUACUCAGCUCUGGAAAAUGAGCAUCCUCUAGAGACUCCAGAAUCCAACAAUAGUGUGUAUACUUCCUUCAUGAAGUCUCAUCGAUGCUAUGACCUGAUUCCCACAAGCUCAAAAUUGGUUGUAUUUGAUACUUCCCUUCAGGUGAAGAAAGCUUUCUUUGCUUUGGUGACUAAUGGUGUCCAAGCUGCCCCUUUGUGGGAUAGUAAGAAGCAACGUUUUGUGGGCAUGCUGACCAUCACUGAUUUCAUCAAUAUCCUGCACCGCUACUAUAAAUCCGCCUUGGUACAGAUCUAUGAGCUGGAAGAACACAAGAUAGAAACUUGGAAAGAGGUGUACCUACGGGACUCCUUUAAACCACUUGUCUGCAUUUCUCCUAAUGCCAGCUUGUUUGAUGCUGUCUCUUCAUUAAUUCAAAACAAGAUCCACAGGCUGCCAGUUAUUGACCCAGAAUCAGGCAACACCUUGUACAUCCUCACCCACACGCGCCUCCUCAAAUUCCUCAAGUUGUUUAUCACUGAGUUCCCCAAGCCAGAGUUCAUGUCUAAGUCUCUGGAAGAGCUACAGAUUGGCACCUAUGCCAACAUUGCUAUGGUCCGCACUACUACCCCUGUCUACGUGGCUCUGGGCAUCUUUGUACAGCAUCGAGUCUCAGCCCUGCCAGUGGUGGAUGAGAAAGGGCGUGUGGUGGACAUCUACUCCAAGUUUGAUGUUAUCAAUCUGGCAGCAGAAAAGACCUACAACAACCUAGAUGUGUCAGUGACCAAAGCCCUGCAACAUCGAUCACAUUACUUUGAGGGUGUCCUCAAGUGUUACCCGCAUGCGACUCUGGAAACCAUCAUCAACAGGCUGGUAGAAGCAAAGGUUCACCGACUUGUAGCGGUGGAUGAGAAUGAUGUGGUCAAGGGAACUGUAUCACUGUCUGACAUCUUGCAGGCCCUGGUGCUCACAGGCGGAGAGAAGCCCUGAGCCGGGGGAAGGGGUCAUGCAGCACCAGGGGAUGUGCCCCGCUCACUGCCUGCCCAAAGCUCUGGGAA